CAGAAAGAAGAAAUAAACAUUUACAGAAAUACAUGAACUGAUAUUCAUCAACAAUGCUUGCCAAAGAUUAGACAAGUAAAACAGUCUUUCAAGCAAUUCCUUGAGUAGUCUGUGCGCAUUUUUAUUAUCCUGCUGCCUCAUUUCUUAACUUUUCUUGAUUCCCAGCCUCUCGUAAUUAAAUUAAUUGAUGUAUCAUGGUCCAUUGUCUACACUGCGGCCAUGAUCACCAGCAGAGGGGGUCAUUACAGAGCAGCAACAACCCGCCGAGCGUCCACUGAUGAUGAGGUACACUUCCAUGGUUCACAGCCUGGACUGGAUGUGGCGUUCAAGUACUGUUGCUGUGCUUGUAAUCUCAACAUACAAAAAAAAAAGAAAAAAGCAGGCGCCUCACGGUACAAGACAUAAACAAAACAAAAAGCGACUCAUGAAUGAAUACAUUUGUGUGGUUGACGUGUUUAAAUGUCUCACUCUAUAUUACUCUAAAUACUCUGAACACCGAGCAGUCCCACUCGUGUAGCAACAACUCCCGAUGCCCAAACUUCCAACAGCACGUAAAGUAUCCGCUCUGUGCUGCUCGCAGUGAUUGACACUUUCUCGGCUCGCUUUGUGCGUGGAUACCGAGCGGCUCACUGCUGCAGACUGCUCCCAAAAAGAAGAAGAAAAAAAAAAAAUCAAGAGCUCAGCUUCCAGACUGAUGCAAAAAAAAAAAAAAGUGCCAAACAGCCACGUCGCUACAGAGUGUAUGUUAGCUUUGAGCUAGCCAGCGCUAGCUAGUUGAUCAGCGGUCAGUGCAUGGCUACGCAGAGACCAGUGUUGACUCUCUCCCACGCAGACUCUUGACAUGGGGAGUAAAAUGUCCUUCAACAGAGGAAGCAGUGACCAAAAUACAGUCUCUGACUUAACUUCUGUGGCAUCGCAUCCUCACAAUUCUGUUCAUGCACCUUCGGACUGCAAGCAGAUACCCGAAGACAAGAGAUGCAGUGAGGAAGACCUGGACUCCAGGUGUGGAGAGGAAAUGAAAGCAACAGAACUGACUCAGCCUUCACUUGAAUCCCACUCAUCGGGGCACACAGAGUCCGAUGGCCUUGUUAACGCUGAAACAUUUGGUGGAACAAAUUGUCAACACGGUGAGCAUGUAUCGCCACAUGUAGGCAUGGAAGCAAAGUCUCAGACAUCUGCAAGUGUGUGCAGCUCUACAACAGACAGUCACGGACAGCCCGUGGGGGUCCGUAGAAAACGUGGGCGCCCUCGUAAAAAGAAUACGUUAAUGACUAACGACAAAGAAGAUCUAGCAUCUGCUGGUGUUGAUCCAGUUCAACAUGAGGAGAUCAGUACAACAAUACCUUUGCCAACAUGUUUAGAGAACCACAAAAGUGUUGAUGUGCCUAACGACGUAGAUGGUCCCUUAAUCAUCAAUAAUUCAACUCAUAAUGAGAUGUCUGGUCCUCAUACUGUGUCUGAUAGUAAAGUAGACGAGAGUGUCCCUGUGCUGCCAAAAAGAAGAAGAGGAAGACCAAGAAAAUCAGAAAUCGCAGCUUUUAAAAUGAUGGUUGCUAAGUCUGCUGCUGCCAGUCCUCCUGCUGCUUCUGCUAAUCUUAACACUAUAGGUCGUCCCACACGGAGACUGAGGAGUAGAGGAGAGCAACACCCUUCGACACAAGAUGGAGAGACUGAGUCUGAUAGCAAGGUAGACCUGAAAACUGAAACAACUCCUACAGAAAGUAGCAAUACGUUGAACUUUCAACGUCCGAAGAGAAGAAGGGCUAAACUGGACGGUCAGCAAGUUCCAGUUAAAGUUCCCAGGCUGGAUGUUUCCCAGGAGGCCUCGUCAAUAUUGAGAAACGAGGCAGGCUGUGAGGAGAGAGCAGAGGCUGAUAAGCAGGUAACACUAAACACUGAUAAACAAGAGGCUGAUACAAAUGGAAAGAGCAAUCAGCUCUCCCCACAGUCUGAAGAGGUACAAGAGCAGCAGACUAAACUAGAGGAGCGUGCAUUACCACAAAUACCACUGCUAUCCAAGCCAGCAACUGAGCAUGAAGUUAUUCCUUCAGAGAGUUUGAACAGUCUAAAAUUGGUAACUCAGAGUGAUGACUCUAUGAUAAAAGAGUCAGCUGACAGCGAGGCAUCUCAGUCAAAAAACAGCUCCGAAUCUCCAAAGAACGCAAUUUUACAGAAUAUAGAGCCCUCUAACAAAGAUGAUGUAACAUCCUCUGAACGACCACCUAAACCUGCUGAGAUCCUCCCAGCUGUCAAAGUGGAGAAUAUAGAGAUAGAGCUGGAUCAUUUAAAUCCCGUGUCAGAGCCAACUAGUUGUACAUCUUUACAGUAUAAUGACAACACCACAGUUAGAUCUGAGGUCCCUAACAGUCAGAGAACCACUUUCAGGCGCAAGAGAGGCGGCAAGAGAAGGAGAAAAACUGUUAUGUUACAGAAAACGCAUCCUGUAGAGGGCCAUGAAGGCAGCGAUGACACUCAACAAAAAAUAGACUGUGGUGACGUGAAUAUGGCCAACUUGGAUGACAAAUCAUCUGUCACCUACACCGAAAAGGGGGGAAAAACUCUGUUGAAAUGUGGUUACUGCGGUCAUACAUUUAAAUUUCUGUCUCAGUUCGUCAUCCAUCAACGCAUCCAUACAGGAGAAAGACCCUUCAAAUGCCCUGAAUGUGGCAAAGGGUUUAGCAAAAAUUCAAACUUAAACCUGCAUCUCAAGACGCACAGAAAAAGCAACAUAUAUCAAAAAUGUCCGUUUUGCAAGAUUAAAUUCUCUUGCUCCGAGUACCCGUCUCAUAUGAAGAUGCAUGAAAAUGUGCUGGACCAGGAGUCCGAGAACAAGAAAUGUGAAAAACGCAGCAGAGGGACUGACCAUGAAAACAGUCCUGGAUCACAAAGACAAGUUUCCUCAGAGAAAAGAGAAAGAAAAGUUUGCCAGUACUGUGGUAAAACAUUCCCGUUUCAGUCUGCGCUCAUUAGACACGUGCGCGUCCACACCGGAGAGAAGCCUUAUAAAUGUGACAUCUGUGGCAAAGCUUUCGGUCAGGCCUAUUUCCUUCGUGUGCACGAGUUGACACACUGGUCUGUGAAGCGUUACAACUGCACACGUUGCGAAAAAUCUUUCACUCAUUACAGCAAUGCAAAAAAUCACACCUGUAGACCACCGGAAAGCAGUGAGGAUUUCCAACCCAACAGACGUGUGAAGCCUUCACUAACGUACACGUGCCACAUCUGCAAGAAUAUUUUUGACCACCUGCAGGAGUUCAACAGCCACAUGAGAACCCACACGGGUGCAAAGCUUUAUCGCUGCUUGUAUUGUGACAAGCUGUUCGGCGUGCUGUCUGAAUUUAGCUCGCAUCGCAGCCAGUGCAGAGGAGAGAGAAGCGCCUCCACUUCUACAAUAAAAGAAGAGGAGACAAUGUCAUUAAUACAGUACACAGUGCCUGCACUCAGAUGUUCAUCAGGACAGAUAGCGGCUUCUCCUCUCAUGGCUGCAAAUUGUGAAACGCAAAAGAAAAAGCCGCAGACCAGCCGCAAGAAACGUUCCGCUAACUUAAAGAAACCGUUCCAGUCAACAGUCAUACCGGCUCACCCUCUCUCACACCUCGUGUCAAAGUUAAACAAACUAGAUAACCGGUCAGACCCCAGGAAAUAUUUAUGUCCAAGCUGUGGGCGACUGUUCAGACACAUGGGCAGACUCCGAGCGCACAUGCUCACUCAUGCCCCAGGUCAAAGUUACACUUGUGCCUGUUGCGGUAAGACUUUAGAAAACUGGAAAAAACUGUGGCAUCAUCAGAGAAUCCACAGACAGAGACGCGGACGUUUCACUUGUUCCCAGUGUGGGCAAGGUUUUCGGUUUGUAGAGCCAUACAAGAAACACAUGAGCGAGCACCCGGAGUUCCAGUGGAUUCAGGUCAGGCCCAAGAAAGUGUUUUUGCCUUAUCAAUGUGACCAGUGCAGAUGCAGCUUUAAGACUCUGGAUUUGCUGUUCAAUCACCAGCUUUGCCAUUCCUCAACACAAGAAACGCACAAAGCCUCCGAUUUCGAUUUAUCCAUAGAUGAUCAUACUCAACAGCCCAGCAAGAAAAUGUUUAGCCCACCCACAAACAACCAUGUGGUGACACUAGGUCCAGAAGAUCUUGAGGAAAACACCUCUCCUGUGAGCUCUUUAUCCAAAUAUUCAGACUCGAAUCAGGGUCUUGAUUUGGGUAAAACCCAUCACCCCAGCAGCACACAUUCAAUCAAAGAGAACGAAACCAGUCAUGACAGAACAGAUGAAAAUGCACUUGGAAAACUCAUUACUCCGUUGAGAACUGUGAAAAGACACAUCACCCAAAACGCUAGCAUAUCAAAUGAAGGGUCCUCGGAUGGUGUUCAGUGUGCCGUGUGUGGGAAUACAUAUCCUGCUAUUUCAGACCUUUAUCACCAUUAUUUGCAGCAUGCAAGAGGCCAGCUGUAAUAACCUGGACGGAGAUUCAGUUCCUUCUAUACGCAAAUCUUUUUUUUUUUUUUUUACAUUCUAUUACAUGGAGGUCCUGUAGUCCUAGAUUAGAAGAUGUAGAAACAUUGUUGACAUCUUUAACACAGUUCGGGAAGCUGACACGAAAAGGAUUCGGAAGAUUUGUUUACAGUCACAUAUUCAACCUGUCAUGCCUGUCACUGAAUGUACAAAAUAAUAAAAGGACACCUUAUGUUUUUGUUCAAGUUUGUGUGGUAACUUCAAGCCACAAACUUUUCUUUAGGUUCUACAUUUUCUAAUUUCUGUUUAUCAUAAAGAACAAGAUGAGAUAGGUAGAGAAAACUGUAACACAGGUGGAUUGUGCCAAAGGAGACUGCAUCAGAAAGAUAGCCCAAAUUAUUUGGUACAUUCAGUGCAUUAAUGCUGAGCCCUGGGACAGUAAUCAGCAUUUUAAACUUAUGGAAUUAUUCUGUAUGUAAAUGACUGAUCAUGGAAAACGAGUUUGAUUUGAAAAUAUAUAUACAUGUGAAAUAACCACUGAAACGUUUUGAGCCCUCAUUCAUCCUUCUCAUGUUGUUAUAAGUCCCCUGCACAUGGAGCAUGGCACAAAAUCACCAGCUGAUCAGAUUAAGUUCAUUAAUCAUGAAUUAUGAAUCAUGAAUUUGGCUGAACUGACAAAGAACUUGUUUGUGCAGAUUUUUCAUUUAACACUUCUGAACUUGUCAAAGCCAAUCAUUUGAAUCACAGCUGUAUAAACAAGAAUGUUUUGUGUGUGGGUUUUUUGUUGUUGUUGUUGUGUAUGUUCAUGCAGGUCUUUUCUUGGCUUAUACACAUGAAAGUGAAACUGUUACUCAAAAUGUUUCAGAGGAAGUGUACUGAUUUCAAAUCUGUUUUGUUCUGCUCUCAUGUAUCAGCAUUUUGUAUUUAAAAUGUUAUAAAAGUGAAUAUCAGCUUUUGUCAUGCACAUGUUUGUCAAGGAGUUUGCUCUUUUUGUGGACUUGGCUGAAAUCAAGUGAAUUUUCUAUAAAGAAAGACACUAACAAACACACAUUCCACACCUGAAAUAUGAAGUUCAACAGGAGUGUUGUUGAACAUCCGUUAUUGUUUACUUAUUUUGAAAAACUACAUUUUCAUGCUUCAGUGUCAGGCUUGAUUUAGAUGGAAUCAUGAAAAAGAUGGACACUCUGCUCUGUUGUACAUGAUUGUAUGCUAUAGUUUUGUCUUAAAACCAAUAAAGGUCACUUUUGUAUAGA
Larimichthys crocea (large yellow croaker) is the source of this 5703-nucleotide messenger RNA. RefSeq lists its product as hypothetical. Lineage: Eukaryota; Metazoa; Chordata; Actinopteri; Sciaenidae. Bases 842 to 4450 code for a protein of 1202 amino acids. The record is from RefSeq and is a predicted model, not a curated record. Gene Ontology annotation, biological process: regulation of DNA-templated transcription. Gene Ontology annotation, molecular function: DNA-binding transcription factor activity, RNA polymerase II-specific; RNA polymerase II cis-regulatory region sequence-specific DNA binding. The transcript has 3 exons.